UUCAACAAAUCUGUCAACUAACAGUAACAUCUACUGAAAGAGAAUGACUGGACUUCUUCAGCUGUUGCUACUGGUCAGCGUGACCAUGGCUACCGAGCCAUCGUGUCCAGCAUGUUCCAAAUACGACUACGAAGAAAAGGUGCUUGAGAGAAUGAUCCGCAUGGAAUUCGCUUUUGAGAAAGUGUUAAAGGAAAACAAGGCUGUAAGCAAAACUGUUGAGCAAGACUUAAUGCUGAUCAAGGAGGAAAAUGAACGUUUGCACGCGACCGUUGAUGCCCUUAAGGAUCAACAGGAACAAGCAGAACGCAGACUGGAUUCGCUCAUGGAGGAAGUUGAGAGAAACCAGUCCAGCACACUGGAGAAGAUCUAUUACGAUUCUAACUCAACGUUAGAACAAACUAUUGCCGCCUUCAAUAAUAUAAAAGACCAAAUCGGUAUUCCACUGGUGUACUUCCACGCCCGCACUCCACAGACCACCAGCUUGUCCACAGGUGAUGUGAUCGUGUACAAGACAGUAGAGACCAACCAGGGCAACGGCUACAGCUCCACCACCGGCAAGUUCACCGCCCCAGUAUGGGGACUGUACUCGUUCUUCAUGCACACAUGUACGGCUCCAUCUAAAUAUGCUCAUCUGCAGAUGGUGAAAGAGGGCUCAGUCCUCAUUGCAAGUGUACAGCGCGACAUGGACUAUUAUGCCUGUUCUAGUGGUCAAGUGUUUGUAGAGCUUGAUGCCGGGGAAACUGUCUCGGUACAAUGCUCCUAUGGGGAUUCGAACAGUCAUCUGUAUUAUGAUUCUAGCUAUUGGACCAGUUUUGGUGGUGCUCUCAUUCACAACUGAUGUGUUUAUAUGCUUGUUCAUAGUAAGCCAAAAGGCGGAAAAAGAUACAAUGGACGUGGAAAUGAAUUACACAGUGAUUUAUUUAUUAUUAGCUUUUCUAAAAAUAAAAUGUAAUAAUAACUAGA
Molecule: messenger RNA, 963 nt
Organism: Mya arenaria
Lineage: Eukaryota; Metazoa; Mollusca; Bivalvia; Myida; Myidae
Exons: 2
Coding region: 44-838 (264 amino acids)
Molecular function (GO): protein binding
Source: RefSeq, a predicted model, not a curated record